AUUAUCGGAGCUGAGCCUCCACAGCUUCCAGGGUGUUUGUUAGUUUCCUUUCUCUACAAUGCUUCUCUUUCUCUCUCUACCGAUUCCAGUUCCGACAAAGCUUUUCUUUCAGUCAAUCAAUUGAAAAGACCUUUCUUUUCGUUUAGGGUUUUCUUUUACAGACACCGUUGAUAGCAGGAUCAUAUCUAUGGCAAUCCGUGUUACUCUGAGCUACUCCGGCUAUAUCGCCCAAAACCUUGCAUCCGCCGCCUCCAAUAAGGCUGGAUGUUGCCGAUUGUUUCAAGAAUGUAUUUUCCGCUCUACGUUUGUCAACCCUAACCAGAAGCCGGAUGUGGAUCUCGCUGCCCCCUCCACCAGGAGCUACCAUCACCCGGCCAAUCUCCGGCCAUCUGAUAAGUCAUCAAUGUACUCGACGCUUGCGGCUGAAAUUCGUGGGGCUAUUGGCCUGAGUUCCCUUGUUAAUUACACCUGUGGCAUCGCUGGCCCGCUUUCUUUGGGAAUUUUCGGGGUAUCUCCUUUUAAGGCUGGUUCAGUCAUUCCGUUUUUGCAAGCAUCGAAGUGGCUGCCCUGUAGUGAGGGUGUUAUCAGUUCUUCUACUAGUAUUGAACAAGAGAAGCGGAAUUUUGUGAAUGAAACCGAAGAGUUCAGAGCUAAGGCGUCUGAGAGAGGGAACUGGUACUCCAAGUUGUUUAAUUUUAGAACUGACGAUGUAAAGGCUGCUUUUGCAGCUAUGAGCAUUAGAAUACUUUUCCAUUCAACAUUGGCUGAGCCAAGAUCCAUUCCAACGACUUCUAUGUGUCCAACUCUUGAAAUCGGCGACCGUAUUGUGGCAGAGAAGGUGUCAUAUAUUUUUAAAAGGCCUGCUGUUUCUGAUAUUGUAAUAUUCAACGCAACUCCAAUUCUUCAGGAACUUGGGUUUGAUUCCAAGGAUGUGUUUAUAAAAAGAAUAGUGGCGAUGGAGGGGGAUUAUGUUGAGGUUCGUGAUGGUAAACUUGUUGUGAAUGGCAUGGUGCAAGAUGAAGACUUUAUUUUGGAGCCUCACAGUUACCACAUGGACCCAUUGCUGGUUCCUGAGGGAUGUGUAUUUGUUCUCGGUGACAACCGCAACAACAGUUUUGAUUCACAUAACUGGGGUCCAUUGCCCAUCAAGAACAUAUUUGGCAGGUCAGUAUUUCGCUAUUGGCCUCCCUCGAGAGUGUCUGAUACUAUUUCUGAACCGCUUACCAUGAACGCCAAUGUGAUUACGGUUUCAUCAUCUCUUUCCAAGCAUCUGGUAAAAGAGAGCUGAAACCGUAAACUCGAUUUAAAGGGCCUGUAAAUAUUUUCUACUUUUGAACAACUCAAUUUGUAGAAUAUACAUGCCUUGCUGCUAGCUUCCGUUUGUGAUUAGUUCCUAACGGAGGAGUAUGUUUUGGGAUCUGAUUAGAAGAGAAAAAUGAGUUUGAUUAUACCUGAAUAUUUUGAUGUCAGUCCAAAUUAAGAAUCUUGUGGCUUUAUUUGGUGUGGAUGAGUUUACUUAUUCAGAUAAUUAAAUAAUCAGCAAUG
Molecule: messenger RNA, 1545 nt
Organism: Impatiens glandulifera
Lineage: Eukaryota; Viridiplantae; Streptophyta; Magnoliopsida; Ericales; Balsaminaceae
Product: probable thylakoidal processing peptidase 2, chloroplastic
Exons: 6
Coding region: 188-1288 (366 amino acids)
Biological process (GO): thylakoid membrane organization
Cellular component (GO): chloroplast thylakoid membrane
Molecular function (GO): serine-type endopeptidase activity
Source: RefSeq, a predicted model, not a curated record